AAGUCGCUCACUAAUCGUGUUUUAUGUUACAAGUACGUAAAUGUAAUUUGAGUGGGGGAGAUUACAAAUGAAAACUUUGCAGCAUGGCGCGUGUCGGCUUGGGAUUUUAUUCUUCCCCGAAGUUUCCGAAUUUGAGUUAAGCUCGCGCCAAAGUUUGCAUGUGACAUAAACGCGAGAUUCUGUUAAAUAUGUAAGACACUAUUAGGUGAAAUGAACGAAAUAAUCUUUGACGAUGCUUAAACCGAGCCUCCUCAGGAGCUAAGUACCGAAUAUCACUCAACCAGUAACUCAUCAACUUUGCUCGCCUCUUCGGGAAAUUCUGUGGUAACUUACACGACAAUGGUAAACGGGGACCAAGACUGGCCACCGAAGAGUUUGGUUUUAUGUUUUCUAGUCGCGUUAAAAAUUACGGUUAUGGCUCUAAUUAUAAUAGCUGCACUUUUAGGCAACCUACUAGUUAUAGUUUCUGUAAUGAGGCACCGCAAGCUAAGAGUGAUUACCAACUACUUCGUGGUUAGCCUUGCAUUGGCGGAUAUGCUGGUGGCAAUAUGCGCGAUGUGUUUCAAUUUUAGCGUUGAAGUAACGGGCGGUUUGUGGGUUUUCGGGUACUUUAUGUGCGACGUUUGGAACUCCUUAGACGUGUACUUUUCCACAGCUUCCAUACUACAUCUGUGUUGUAUAAGUGUUGAUCGGUAUUACGCUAUAGUGCAACCCCUCGAUUAUCCGCUUAUAAUGACAAACACUAGAUUAGCUGUCAUGUUAGCUGUAGUGUGGUGUAGCCCAGCUUUGGUGUCCUUUUUACCAAUACUAAUGGAAUGGUACACUACCGACCUAAGCUUGGAGUUUCGCAGAAAAAACCCGCAACUCUGCCAUUUUACGGUUAACAGGACUUACGCCGUCAUAUCGUCCAGUGUCAGCUUUUGGGUUCCGGGAAUGGUGAUGAUCUUUAUGUAUUACCGCAUAUACGUAGAAGCCGACAGGCAAGAACGAAUGCUGUACAGGUAA
Photinus pyralis (common eastern firefly) is the source of this 1005-nucleotide messenger RNA. RefSeq names its product octopamine receptor beta-1R-like. The record is from RefSeq and is a predicted model, not a curated record. Lineage: Eukaryota; Metazoa; Arthropoda; Insecta; Coleoptera; Lampyridae. The transcript has a single exon. Gene Ontology annotation, biological process: adenylate cyclase-activating adrenergic receptor signaling pathway. Gene Ontology annotation, cellular component: membrane. Bases 340 to 1005 code for a protein of 221 amino acids. Gene Ontology annotation, molecular function: octopamine receptor activity.